Messenger RNA from Penicillium alfredii, 1659 nucleotides. RefSeq lists its product as uncharacterized. The coding region runs from base 1 to 1659 and encodes 552 amino acids. Gene Ontology annotation, biological process: meiotic cell cycle; positive regulation of transcription by RNA polymerase II. Lineage: Eukaryota; Fungi; Ascomycota; Eurotiomycetes; Eurotiales; Aspergillaceae. The transcript has 3 exons. The record is from RefSeq and is a predicted model, not a curated record. Gene Ontology annotation, molecular function: DNA-binding transcription factor activity; DNA binding. Gene Ontology annotation, cellular component: nuclear chromosome.
AUGGAUUGUCCUGUCACAUCAGAUGGAAGCUAUAUCAGUUCCCAUGUGACAGGAUUUCCGACAGAGGACGAUAACCAGCGAGUCGGGGCACUUGCCUCUAUGCCUGUCACCAACGGCGUGAGGUACCAUGCACAGCCUGCUAUGCAUGAUUUGCAAUUCAUUCUCUCCCACCACUGGCCCCAUGUACUCGCAUUUGCAUCAGCAACCCUUCGACAGACUUCCGGAUUUCCGGCGUGCUCCAGAUCUCCCCCAGUUGGGAUGUCCAACGCAAUGCAGAUGCCAAGUCACACCGUAAACUCCGUUCCGGACUUGAUUGCUCGAAACCACGCAUAUUCGACCUCAUCAUAUGCUGUUCGUCGAGGCAUGGCCCCACUGACGGGCAUGAAUGAUGUCUCUCGCAGUUAUCACUACUCGGGCACGCCCCGUAUCCUUGAAAACGCUGUGGAUCGGGGCCACAAUGGUCUGUUCCAGCAUCCCGUCUCGGAGACCCCCCAACGCUCGCAGCAGACACAGGUCGAGGCUCCUCCUUUUGAAGAAACGAGCGUCCUUGAGUCAAUUGUUGCGGAACUAGGAGGAGCACAGCAGACUAUCAAGCCUGAGCUCCUUGCCAAAAUGGGCCGGGGUUUCUUCCCUUUCGAGGGCCGGUGGACCUGCUACCGCCGCAACUACUUUUCCGUCAACUGCAGCUUCCUUCUUCACCCGUUUCUUUCGAACGUCCCUCUCUACAUCCGCAUGAAUGAUCAGAGCCUCGAGAGAAUCUUCCGUUUUUCCAUGGCUAUCUCUGCCAUUGUGAACGGCCAGUAUGGAGAGACCCGUGAACUUGUGCAGCACACCCCGAAGCGAGACAAGCAGUCUGAGCGGAAGCCCGAGCGAGUCAUUCUUCAGCCUUCUCCUCCCGCUUCGCUGACCGCCAACUCGACUGGCAAUGGAACUCACACCGGCUUCUCACUUGGCUCGCAGUCCCUGGACUACAACUCUUCUUUCGCGGGGGCACCACAGCCCUGCCAGCCGCCCACCUCCCACAUGUUCGAGCGGAUCCAGUUCCAGAAGGCCACGGCCAACAACGGCAAGCGCCGUGCCCAGCAGCAGUGCUUCAACGUGGUGGUGGAACUCCAUGCCGAGAUUGCCGGCCCGGUUGCCGGCGAGACGCAGUGGGUGCAGGUCGCACGUCGCCUCUCUCACCCCAUGGUCGUGCGUGGCCGCUCGCCCGGCCACUACAAGGAUUCGCGCCGCGACAGCACCGCCAGCAUGGGCCCCGACGGCAGCAGCGGCGAUGGAAGUGCGGGCAACCUCCCUCCGGUGCUGGGCCAGCCGGGCCCCCCUUCGCACCUUUUCAUGUACGACUCUUCUUCGCACCGCAGUGGCGUCCCCUAUGGAAGGGCGGACUACCGCCAGAUGGCCGCUGCCGAGCACUCGCCCCUGAGCGAUAGCCCACUGAUCUCGUCUGCUUCGUCGUCCGGAUUCGACUACACCAUGAUGAAUGAAACCAUGGAUCCCAUGGACACUAUCAAACCCACCUCUACUACGGAUCCGUACCAAGACCCGACAUUUGCGGGAAUUACCAGCUCCCAGCCCCGUCACUCGGGUUCUGGUGGAUAUCACCCGGUCUACUCGACCUAUGGCCGUUACGACCCUAUUCAGCACAGUCUGUGCACCUAG